Yamadazyma tenuis ATCC 10573 is the source of this 2175-nucleotide messenger RNA. It is a transcript of the gene apc5, whose product is annotated as APC5 protein. The record is from RefSeq and is a predicted model, not a curated record. Gene Ontology annotation, biological process: positive regulation of mitotic metaphase/anaphase transition; protein K11-linked ubiquitination; anaphase-promoting complex-dependent catabolic process. Gene Ontology annotation, cellular component: anaphase-promoting complex. NCBI's taxonomy places the organism in Eukaryota, Fungi, Ascomycota, Pichiomycetes, Serinales, Debaryomycetaceae.
AUGUCUUUACCAGUUGCAGUUGUUAUACAACAGCUCCAGGAGCCGGACUCGGUAGUUCCCAUAUUGAAGUCCUUAUAUACCAAUUUGAAUGCCUUAUGCCAUUCAAAAGCUGAAGCUAACCAUUUGGUGUCUCGCACUUUAAACCUCAUGUCUGCUCAUCUCGCCUACAAAAAAUGGUGUGGAGUUGUUAUAACGGAGGUAUUAGUGAAGAACUACGAGAUAUUGAGUGGUAGCGGCUUGAAGUUUGUUAAUGCUCUUCUCAAGAUCCUUGAAACAGCCAACCAGUCUACAGAUAUCAAGUUGUUCAAUGCUACCGUCCGGUGUUUGAACAAGGUUUGCGAUGAGAUCAGAGGUAAACCGACAUUAACCAGAGAAAUUUUGACUCCAAAGUUACCAGUGAUUAUCCAAUUAUACUUAAACACCUUGGACUUGAAUCCUGAGUUGAUCAUUGAGUCUUUGUAUAAUCUUAUGUCCCAUCAUCCUACUACUUUCAGACCUUUUGCAAACAAGUUGAAUAGCAGAUUGGUAGAGUAUUUGAAAUUAGACUUCUCCAGUUUCCCAUCGACCUUAAAGUUCCAUAUUUCCAGAACUUAUGCCUUAUUGCCUAUCAUUGAAAAGACUGACGCAGAUAAGGUUUGGUCCAAUAAACUCAAUGGUGUUAUCAAUGAGAUUGUGGAUAUCCUUUCAAUUUUCAAAGAUUUGAUUGAUUUCAGCCAGGAUAGCGAACUUCUCUCCUUGAUUUCAAACCCUGUGUUCAAAGUCAUUGAUGAUGCCAGAAUAUUUCCUUUCUUACAAAUAGAUAUUUCGAAGCCAGAAACCUUAUUGCAGCUAUCCACUAGACUUGAGACGCUUUUUUCUUUGUUAGUGGGAUUUAUUUCCACCUCCUUGGGAAUGUGUGUAAAGUUCCCACUCGGUAAAGUCAUCAGCUUGAUGGAGAUCAUUUUCAGCAUUAACACUCACUACUUACCCGUGAAAAGAGAUAUUCGUGAUGAAAAAGCCAAAGCCUUAACCAGAUCAAUCACUAUAAAGAUCCAAGAAAGUAGUUUACCCAUUUUGAAUGCUUUAACUACGACAUUUCAAGGACCCAUGAUCAUUUACUUGACGAAUAUUCUCUUGGUAUUAGAAACUUCCAUUCCCAUGAAUAAGAAAGCCGUCGACUCUGAAGAAGUCUUGAAUAAUGAGCAAUUUACCACCAAGUUAUUAUCUACUGUGUCCAAGAUUUUGCAGCUUGUACAGUUAUAUCAAGAGCCUCAGCAACUAGUCCGGUUUGUUGAAGCUGCUUUGAUUUUGGUGGAACCAAGAAUCAAUGUUAAUGGUUCAUCCAGUAGUAAUAUUGACAAGGCCAACAAUACCAAAAAGACCAAGAAGAAGAAUAGCCAAGCCAUUCCAAUGGCUGACUUGUUGUCACAUAGCCACUUAUUUGAUGGUGAAAUCCCGGCUGAAACCAUUGAUACUGUCAGAACGUUUGUCAAUUCGGUCAUCACAAGAACAGAAUUGCCUUCUACGCAACACUACAAAAUCAUGAGAUACCUCAUAAUAGAAGCAGUGAAGUCCACUCAUUUCAGCUAUAACAACUCCAUGCUGUCAGAGUUGAAGAGACUAUUAAUCAAUGCUGUUACGUAUCCAGGUUUCGAAAAGGUGUCUCUUCUUCCAAUUGUAUCUUCUAUUAUGGGCGAUGAUCCCUUAAUCAGCGUGUUCAACAACCCCAGAUUUCCUCCUGUUCCCCAACUUAUCGACAAAAGUGUUGAAUCUGAUAGUGAAGAAGAGGAAGAAGAGGAAGAAACUACUGUUCUACCCGAAACAAAUGUAUUAUCGGAUAUACUCAACAAAAGAACAUUUGAAUAUGCCAACGAUACAGUUGAUACAGAUGGUAAAAGACUCAAAACCGAACAGAAAGUGCCACAGAUUCACUUACAAGAUCAAUCUGAAUCUAUCUCAUCCUUAAAAUAUCAACCACAAGAUGUUUUGAAAUUCAAGGAAUCAGAUACACCCAAAGUUGCAGCCAAACUGCCACAUCAAGUUUCUAAUGAAACAAACACCCUGAAGCACAUCCCAGUAACCCAAAUGUCACUCACACCAUCACACGCCUCAACUGAUGCCGGGGAAGCGUCUGGAGACGAGUCUGACUUCGAAAUGCCCCAAAUAGAUAUAGAUGGAGAUUCUGAUCAAGAAUAG